Messenger RNA from Filobasidium floriforme, 828 nucleotides. RefSeq lists its product as uncharacterized. NCBI's taxonomy places the organism in Eukaryota, Fungi, Basidiomycota, Tremellomycetes, Filobasidiales, Filobasidiaceae. The record is from RefSeq and is a predicted model, not a curated record. Gene Ontology annotation, cellular component: nucleus. The coding region runs from base 15 to 626 and encodes 203 amino acids. Gene Ontology annotation, molecular function: protein dimerization activity; DNA-binding transcription factor activity. The transcript is spliced from 3 exons.
UGAACUUGGGAGAGAUGGGCUCGGAUCAAGUCCAGAGCAACCCGAGAAAGAGGAAACGACGAUCCCCGAAACCAUUAAACCAGGACGAGAUUGAAAACAAAAAGGCUGCUCACAAAGAGAUUGAACGAAAACGGAGACACAACAUCGCCGCUGGAGUCGAAGCCAUCGCCGGGAUCCUGCCCAACGGGGACAAGGAGAAAUACAAGGGCCAGAUCCUCUUCCGGGCCGUAGAAUACAUGCAACAGCUACAGAAAGAUACCGUUCGACUUCCCGAGCUCGAGGCGAGGAACGUGCAGCUGGAAGACCAGUUGGAACAGGCCACGUCUAAUAUGCCGGGAUUUCAGGGAGCGAGGAUCGAAGAGUUGGAACGACAGAAUCAGGUUUUGAGGCAGGAGAGCGAAGAUCAGGCGAGGAAGUGGGCCUUGGAGAAGGGGGUCAUGGAGGACGAUUUGAUGAGUCUCAGGGCUCAGGGUCGAGGUUCGUCUGCGGACAAGGACCAUCACUCGCUUACAGAAGAAUACCACCGAAACUGGCGAAACGAAGAGAACCGAGCGAACAACCUCGCCGCUGAGCUGGAGCGUCUCAAGGCGGAAUCGAGGGAGGGUGAAAGGCCACAAGGGUUUUGAGAUCUGGUUUUUGAGCAGCGUGUCGGCUCGAGCAUCCGCGUUCAGAUCUUACGUUGGGGUCAGCUUGACUUGUGUCUUUCGGUCUUAGCUUGUGUCGAUGUGACGCGUGUGUAUAUGGGAAGGACUGUGGAUUGUUGUAGUACUUUCGAAACCUUGUCGAUGUCUAUAUAUAUAUGGUCUAUCAAAUUGUGGAUAGACACGA